AUGGGGCAACCCAAGGCCAUCUGCCUAAAGGAAGGGUGCCAGUUCCCGCAGUGGGGCAGUGUGGGUGCUGAAGAGGAGUCCGCACAGGAGGCUGUGCCAGACGGGCAGUUCUUACCAGCCUGGGCCCAGGGACACCACUCUCUGACCACCCAAGGAGCCCUGGCUUCCCCCAUCCUGGAACAAGGCAGUGCCCGAGGGGGGCUGAGCCAGGUGGACAGCUCCCCGUGGCCUCUGAGACCACAGGCUGGCCCCAACCUCAGGGGAAGACUGCUGCUUCCUGCCAUCCCCAGGGACACCCUGCCCCAGGCUUGCAGUGGUCGCUCUGCAGUUUGUUCAGCAUCUGUCUCCGUUUCCCUAUCCACUUGUCCUGGCUCACUGCCCUGUCUCACCACAGCCAGACCUUGGUUUUGGCUGGGGAACGAAACCCUGAAGGUGCCUCUGGCCCUCUUUGCCCUGAACAGGCAGCGCCUGUGUGAGCGUCUGCGAAAGAACCCGGCUGUGCAGGCUGGCUCUGUUGUGCUGCUGCAGGGUGGGGAGGAGACGCAGCGCUACUGCACGGACACCGGGGUCCUCUUCCGUCAGGAGUCCUUCUUUCACUGGGCAUUCGGAGUCACUGAGCCGGGCUGCUACGGCGUGAUUAACAUCGACACCGGGAAGUCAACGCUGUUUGUGCCUAGGCUUCCUGCCAGCCAUGCCACCUGGAUGGGCAAGAUCCACCCCAAGGAGCACUUCCAGGAGAAGUAUGCCGUGGACAACGUCCAGUAUACAGACGAGAUCGCCAGUGUGCUGACCUCACAGAGUCCCUCUGUCCUCCUCACUUUGCGCGGCGUCAACACCGACAGCGGCAGUGUCUGCAGGGAGGCCUCCUUCGAGGGCAUCAGCAAGUUCAAUGUCAACAACACCAUUCUUCAUCCGGAGAUUGUGGAAUGCCGGGUCUUUAAGACGGACAUGGAGCUGGAGGUUUUGCGCUACACCAAUAGGAUCUCCAGCGAGGCCCACCGGGAGGUGAUGAAAGCUGUAAAAGUGGGAAUGAAAGAAUAUGAGCUGGAAAGCCUCUUCGAGCACUACUGCUACUCCCGGGGCGGCAUGCGCCACAGCUCCUACACCUGCAUCUGCGGCAGUGGUGAGAACUCAGCCAUACUGCACUACGGACAUGCCGGGGCCCCCAAUGACCGGACCAUCCGGGACGGAGACAUGUGCCUAUUUGACAUGGGCGGCGAGUAUUACUGCUUCUCUUCUGACAUCACGUGCUCCUUUCCUGCCAAUGGCAAGUUCACCGAAGACCAGAAGGCCAUCUACAAGGCGGUGCUGCGGAGCUGCCGUGCCGUCAUGAGCUCCAUGAAGCCAGGCGUUUGGUGGCCUGACAUGCACCGCCUGGCUGACCGCAUCCACCUGGAGGAGCUGGCCCGCAUCGGCAUCCUGAGUGGCAGCAUCGAUGCCAUGGUCCAGGCCCACCUGGGAGCCGUGUUCAUGCCUCAUGGGCUCGGCCACUUCCUGGGCAUUGAUGUGCACGACGUGGGAGGCUACCCAGAGGGCGUGGAGCGCAUUGAUGAGCCCGGCCUGCGGAGCCUGCGCACUGCAAGGCACCUGGAGCCAGGCAUGGUGCUCACUGUGGAGCCGGGCAUUUAUUUCAUCGACCACCUCCUGGAUGAGGCCCUGGCUGACCCAGCCCGCGCCUGCUUCUUUAACCGCGAGGUCCUGCAGCGCUUCCGCGGGUUUGGUGGGGUCCGCAUCGAGGAGGACAUCGCAGUGACUGACAGUGGCACAGAGCUGCUGACCUGUGUGCCCCGCACGGUGGAGGAAAUCGAAGCAUGCAUGGCAGGCUGUGACAAGGCCUUUACUUCCUUCUCGGGCCCAAAGUAGAGCCAGCUGGGAGUGCCCAGGGGGCAGCCUGCUGACUGGCCGGCCAGCAGCGAGAGAUGGAGCUGAGAAAUCACAUGCCAACACCGAAGUCUGAUCACACCAAAUAGUGCUGUGUCCCAGGAGGAACACUUUCAUUAACUUUCUACAAGAUUACACCCUAAUCUGUUAAUACUUUGUUUAAAUGACAGUGGCUUUUAAAAUGUUAAUUACAAAAAAAUCCUGUUCUUUAGUAGCCACUAAAUUGUGUCUUACUGUCAUUUGUAUUCUUAUGCUCAGGAAAGACAGAUUUCCAAUGUUUUGUUUUGUUUUUCUCAAAAAUCAAUGCACAGAAUGGAAUUUGCAAUUAAAGGUUUCCUAAGAAUGG
Molecule: messenger RNA, 2227 nt
Organism: Myotis brandtii (Brandt's bat)
Lineage: Eukaryota; Metazoa; Chordata; Mammalia; Chiroptera; Vespertilionidae
Gene: PEPD
Product: peptidase D
Exons: 18
Coding region: 1-1863 (620 amino acids)
Molecular function (GO): metalloaminopeptidase activity; manganese ion binding
Source: RefSeq, a predicted model, not a curated record